Molecule: messenger RNA, 27894 nt
Organism: Pelobates cultripes (western spadefoot toad)
Lineage: Eukaryota; Metazoa; Chordata; Amphibia; Anura; Pelobatidae
Source: the annotation of a GenBank genome assembly
CUUGGUUUACAGCUAGGCAACGGGGUUAGGAGGGGGAUGACGUUUUGACACGCCCCCUUGUUGGGCAGCCAACCAAUCGCAAAGCGCCCUGUUGGCUGUGCAGGUUCUCUCUCGGUCAGAGCGACGUCAGCGGCAGCCAAGAUGGCGAUGUCCAUAGAGUGGAAGCACUUGUGUGCUGUGUUCAUUUUGCCAUUAUGUAGCCUGGUGGCUGGUGACGGCCAGCUGAGUGCCCCGCACCGUAGGUUCGAGUAUAAAUACAGCUUUAAGGGACCCUACCUGGUGCAGAGUGACGGCUCGGUGCCCUUCUGGACUCACAGUGGCAGUAAGUAGCACUCAGUGCACAUCCAGGAGUAAGUCAUCCUAUACCACAGUGAUCAGUAACAUGGCCCCUGCAGGGGAGUCUGGACAACUACAACUCCCUGGGUGCACAGCCAGGCUUGGGGAUGGCUGAGCAUUAUGGGUAAUGUAGUUCAUAAACCAUGCAGGGGGUGCCAAGAGUAGACAUUGCUGGAACCCCCCUGUUCUUCUUGUAACAUUGACUGGUAUACUGUAUCUGUACAUUCACACACUUACCACAAAGAUUAAUUCACAUUAUGGGCUAUUUCCAAAAUCCUCUUGUCCUUUAUUAUAUUAUAUGUAUUUGUGUGUCUACCAUAUUUAUCUAUCUUUUCACAACCUAUUUUGUAGUUAAUGAGCCUUUUGAUUCGUUAAAGAGUACUUUAAGGUAAAGAUAAAUGAGAUUUAUGAAAACUAGGAUGAUACAGACAAGGAAAGGAGAGGAGGGGGAGCUGAAUUGAUAAAUAAUAAAAUCCCAAACUAACUAGACAGUUUCUCUCAGUAUAGUGAAGUGUAAGUAUAAAUAUGAGCUUGUCGUUUUGCAAUGCAGUUCAUCAAAUUAUGUAGUAUAAUCCAGUACCUUUUUUAUGUUUAUUCAGAAACUGGUUAACAUGUUUUAGCAAAGAGCUGUAUAGUCAACAAAUACUAAUUUGGAUUUCCAUUUCAUUUUGUGGUUACUUUGCUAGUACUAAUAUUGGUGCUUGUGUCAAACUUUUUUUUUUUUUAUAUAUAUAUAUAUAUAUUACAUAGGACUCUCUCAUGGUAGCUAGUGGAAUCAUAGUAGCCCCUCGUUUGGGCAAGAAACUUUGAAGUGGUCCUUUUACAUCUAUUUUUCAGAUAGAGGACAAGAGUUGUCAGAAUUCUGUUUAAAACACAGUGCAAACAUGUAAAAGAGGCGGAGUCACCAUUGGAAUGUACCUGCAGGUUCUAACAGUUUCCAUGGUAACUGCCCUGCUAUCAUUCUUUUCGUUUAGAACAGAAUACUUUGAAAAACUUCCUCACUGAAAUUAUAACAUAAAUAACUACAGAUAUAGCAAAACUGCAGGGUUUUUUUUGCCAUUAAACGUAAGGUGGCACAAUUGAUAGGGCAUAAGUAAAGGCAUCUGAAUGCCAGUGCAUAUCAUUGCACAUGUACCAGAUUUUGAGGAUCUUUCUGGAUCUUCAGUCAUCUAUAUGAUACACAUUAAGAGUACAAAAUUGACAAGGCUUAUGGCAUGCCAUGAAAGAGACGAGAUUGGCAGCACUGGGGUAAAAGAGCUUGAAGUGGGUGGAUGGAUGACUUCCUACCUUACGCCUUUCAACUGUCACUAUCCAGCAGAUAUAUUACUUGGGAGUAUAUUUAGAUUUUUCCAAGUACCCAGAUUUCUAGAUUCCCUUUUUUUUUUAGUAAGUAAAGGAGGGAAAAAAAGAUCUUAAAGGUGCACUGUAAACUUUAACUUUUCCAUGAAAAUGGAAAGCUAAACUCAAGAUGCAGUAAUUGCUCAGAUCACCUUGCAAAUACUUCUUCUCGUUGAGCCAAAUUGGGAAGUUUGGAUUUGUAAGAAUGGGAGAGGUCUUGCAAAGGUUUCAGACAAGAUCUGCAUCUUGUGCAAGCUGUUUUUAGGUAUACCCCAAUGGGAAAAAAAUGCAGAAUAAAUGCAUGUGUGUUUUAAUUGGGGUUAUAUCUACUAAACAGUGAUUUUGUUUUCUUCAAUUGGCAAUAAACCUUGUAAUUUUGGAAGGCGGGGUGGGGGGCUCUUUUAUAAGGUGGGAAUUUGUAAUACAUUUUUCCAGCAUAACUACUUUUGGCUUUUAGUUGGUUAUGGUUGAGCACCAUAAGAAAUGCAAUAAACAAAUAUCUGGGGUGUCAAAAUUCGUCAGUAGAAAUAAGCCACCAAACUCUGUCAUCUCUUUCCUUUUGUCAAUGUUUCAACAAAUAGACUAUUACUCUGUAUAAAUCAAAAUGAAACUAAUUCACUAGAAUACCCUGCCAGUUAUGAUAUAGCGUUAUAGUACGUCAUUCUUUCUAAUCUUGUUUUUAAUUGUUAGAUUAAAAAAAUCUUGUUUCGUUUUUUCAUAUAGUCGUGUUGUUCUUCUAUUGGCUGUAGAGUGAUGUGCAGUUUUGUUUGACUGUGGGAUUUUAUUGACCUCCAGCAGAUUAUAUUGACACGUAGUCAUUUAGUUACCUUUCCUGAUAAAUGAUAAGACUACUGUUAGGCUGAUGUGUCCGUUUUUAGUGCAGCUGUGAUCUGUAAUAUCGCUAAUGCCUCUAACACAUUUUUGUCGUGUAUUGUGAAAGUGAGAAUGGAACGGUUAUAACUUUGCUGUAAAUUUUCUAUGAACACACACAGAUCAGUGCAGCCUUAAAUUCUGUUCCCCCACCUCAUACAUUUUGUAAGAUUUUUUUUUUAAAUUUAUUUUUUAUUAAUACAUUUUUCAAGAUGAGAGCUUUUUAUCAUUUUAGCAUAUUUAGUGAUUUUGUUCAGUUAUCUCUGAUUUAGUACCCACUUUAUCAGAUGCACCUGCUGUUUAAAGCAGAAGUAAUGUGAGGGAAUGAGGAACUGCAACUUACAAAGAAGUCACAGUUUCAGUUUAACACAAAUAGUACAGUUAAAAGACCUUUCCAAGCACCAUAACCACUACAGUUCACUGAAGUGGUUAUGGUACCAGGAGUGACCUUGCCCUAUUUGACAGUCAGUGGUCAAACCACUUUAACAACUUAUCUGGGUCCCACAGGGCCCCUGCAGCUGUCCUGCUGUGAAAUGUGUGGGUUUAAACCAGAUGCUUACUUUAUAACCUCUGCCUGCAGACGCUUCCACACACCAUGAUGACCUGGUCUGUACCAUGGUCCACAACCCCCAACAUGCCGUACAAAAUAAGUUUUCAUCCAUAUAUUUGCAAGCAGUUAGGUUAGCACAAUGUAUAGGUGAACUGUUAUACUGCCUACAAUUACCAAAUGAUGUUACACAUAACAAGUGCACUGUUAGAGAGUACAAGUUAUUUUCCAAACUUUGUUUGUGAACAUUGCAGUAAGAGACUUGGUAGGAUUAGCAGUGGUAUGCACAAAUAAAGCAAGUACACAACAGUUAGGAAGUGUAACAUAUUGCAUAUAAAACUAAUGCCAUUUUUCAUUUAAAACUAAACCUCUCAAUACGUUGCUUUUGUCCAACAUUGAACAGCACAGUACAUCUUCCUUUUAGUCAUCCUGCUAUGUGGCUCCUGCAAUUUAGUCAUGUGAAACAUCUUGUCAUCAUACUAAUCUCGGUCAAUUAUAUGGCAUUUUAUGCUGGAGUAUAAUUACUUCAAGUAAGCAGUGAAUCAAUGCCAAUACAAACAGCAGAUAUAUCACAUAAAUGUUUGGGCAUGUUUAUUUAAACAUUGUGUUUUUAGUUGUGAUGCUACAUGUGAUUUCAUAAGGGUGAUAUCUUUACAUUGGGAAAUAAUUUCUCUGUAGAACACCUGAUUUCUUUGCUUCUUAAAUAGACUAACAAGGAACUCUUCUUUUUAAUCAGAAUCUUGUAUUUGUGUGAAUUUUGUGUACAUCUCCAGUGUCUGUAAAUCUUUCAGGAUAAUACCCACACAUUCCAUCCAGUUAUCCUAUCAUAAAACAAAGUAUAGACUAUUUUGUCGUAUGUAUUUUUCUAAUGCUUGACAAAAGGUGGAGCUACCAUUGGUAAAGCUUAUUAAAAGGGGUAAAAGCUGUCCCUGUGGACGGUCUUUCAUAGACAUUAGUGUUCUCCUCUUGCGCAAGCACCAGUAGCUGAGGAAGACUUUGAACAAAAUCGUGGUGCCCAUGAAUGGCAGGUUAAGGUAAGUAAAACUACCUUUCUCUACUCCAUGGCCACCAGAAUACAAGCUGAGCAGUCUCCAUAUGGGGUUUUUGCUAAAUAUGCAAAGAUCACAGAAGUUGAAAGAGCUGUUUUGAACUCUAAAAUAUAGUGAAUUAAAGCGAAAUGGCAAAAUUCAAGUUUAAAUAUAGCUUAAGCUGCGACUAUAGCUGUGAUAGAGAAUUGUUCCAGAGCAGCUAUUUUACAUUGUUUUGCUAUUCAGUUUUUUUCUAAAAUCCAGUGCUUUGUCCCCAUUACCUGGUUCUCACACAGGAUUUUUAAUUAAAUUUAGAAUUUUAUAAAAAUGAUCACAUUUGGUAAAAUUGAGGCUAAAAUAGCUGUAGUGGAAAAGCUGUUGUCUCUAACUCGGCUAUAGUCAUAGCGUGGCUAUUUAAAAACGUUUAAUUACUCAAACCUGUUUAAAACUAUAAUGUUCUCUGUAUUUAUAUUUAUGAUCCUCCACCCCUCGCAAUCUAAUUUUAUUUUUUUAAAAGGGGCAUUACUCCAGGUUGAAGUGGUCUGGAUGCCUCUAGUGUCUCUUUAAGCCUGUUUUGCAAUUCAGAUUUUAUUUGCUAAUAUUUGUGAGUAACCCUGACAGUGUGGUGCUUCCAUGAUGCUAAUGAUAGAAAUAUCCAAGUAUAUCCGCUGUCAGUUCAGAAAGGAAUGUCCAGCUGCUUAUCAUAGGAGAGCAUCACCAUUACAUCCCUUCAUAGUGGUUAUGGUGCUAGUAGGGUGCCAUUACCUAGUUCUGGGUAAAAACAUUUUUUACCAAAAAGGAGGUCCUAAGGCCCAUCUUCUGCUUGCUUUAUUGCUAAUAUGGAAGCUUCUUUUGUGCUGAUUUAAAUAUAGACACAAACUCAGAUUUCAUAACUAACGGACAAAACUUCUCAUACAAAAAGGUCAUCUGUUUGGAGAGAGAGCAUACUCUACUUUGUCCAUUUCAUAGACAAACUGGGUGAGUUAUUUGGUUAUGUCCUGUAACAAUCUAUUCCUAACCAGAUACUCUUGUAUAAUAAGUUAAACAUUAGGAAUAUAAAUCAUGACACAUCUUCUACAAUAGUACAGUUUCUUUUAACAUGAAUGUGACUGUAAUGUUAAUGAAACACAAGCAUGAUCAAUGAGGACAGUAUCCCAUGGGUUGUUCACGCUCUAGCAUUGAAUGCUUUGAGGCAAUAAGUAUUGUAAUGUUCACCAACUUUACCGUCUCAGAGCUAGCAGUGAUUUGAAUAUUACUUGUAAAUAUCUACGUUGUGACUCAUUCCAGUAACAGGAAUUUUAAUUAGACCUAACCGUCCUGUUCGGGCCUAGUUGCAGACAGGCUGUGAUAUACCUGCUUGAGAAAACGUUUUAAAAAUAAGUGAGUAGGGUUCUGUACACACACGCCCCCUGCUUAUAUUCAUUUUGGUGUAUAGCAUUUCUUUUUAUGUAUAGCCAUACUUAUUGAGAAAUUUUGUUUUGUUCUAAUUUUCUCCAUUUAGAUGCCAUUCCUGGUGCUGAUCAAAUUAGGAUAACACCGUCCUUAAAAAGCCAGAAAGGAGCCGUUUGGACAAAAACUGCACCAAGCUUUGAGAACUGGGAAGUGGAAGUAACAUUCCGAGUAACAGGACGGGGUAGAAUAGGAGCUGAUGGAUUGGUAUACCAUAUCAUACUUUUUUACUUGUUCUAUCCCAGAGCAGCUGCUUUUCAUUUUCCUGAUCUGUGAUCUCUGUAUUGUUUUGCAUACAGGCCAUUUGGUACACGACACACCAAGGGUUGGAAGGAAAUGUAUAUGGAGCUGCUGAUUCCUGGAAUGGCCUUGGUGUUUUCUUUGAUUCCUUUGACAACGAUGGAAAGGUUUGUUUGGUUUGCUCCUGCACUUUGAUACUUAUUUGUACCUUGGAACAACUCUGAUUAAAUGAGUUUGUUUGCUCUGCACUUGGUGUAGAAACUGUUGAUACAAUUUCAGUUUUCUGUGCAUGUUUGUGCACUCACUAAAUAUAUAGUCGUGCACAGGGGGCCUUUAUUAGGAUUCAUUUAUUUAACAAUUCUUAUAUAAAUCCCUUAUCCACAGAGCUUUACUUAGAAUAACAAAUUAUACCGUUAUUGAAAAUAACAUUUUUAAAAUAGUAAUUGAGCAGCAAUAUUGUUGGAUUAAUUAACUGGUUUACUGAACAUGGCAAAUCAAUGUCUUUCCAUAUGUUCUGCAUCUUUGUUAAUGGUACAUAUUCAAUUCUCACAGCUUAUUUUGAGGACAAGGAUAAGUUAAACUGUAUGCUGUGAAGAAGCACUCCGUUUAUGCAUAAUCUCUCAUUUGGUGGUAGUUUGAAAUAAAAUACAAUUAAACAGCUUUAGUGUGAUAUUUCUAAUGUCCUUGCAUUUCCAGCAGAUCAUACUACAGAACAUCUCAAUCACUCAAGGUUGUGUUAUUAUAUUUCCUUAUCAUUGGCUUUUAAUAGUGAAUAUUACAUUCUUUGCAGGGACAUGGCUAGACAUGUUUAAGAUGUGUAUGUUAAAGGUGUACUUCCAUGGUAAUAUAUAUUAUACUUCCAAUUAUUGUCAAAUGCUUUUAGAACAAAAUAGAUGUCAGAUUUCAUGUAUAACAUCUGAUAUUUGUCACAUAUUACUUGUGUCUGAAUUUUUACUUAAAUGUGAUGUUAAAGUUCCAUUUACAUUGCUGUGAAAGUUAUUUAAUCAUCCAUACCUACUCAAUUAUGCAUCUAUCUGUGUAGGCCUCACUCUUUUCAGAAUUGGCUCAAGGGUAAUUCCAUGUCAAAUACACAAAAUAGUUCUUUCUGCCACUCUUUGUAAAGAAAACCGAAAUAGUUUAAUUUAAAAAAACAAAACUCAUGUGAUAUAAGCAGGUUUUGUUGCAAGAAUGGCAUAAAAAUGUAUUCUCGGGGCCUUUUUGAUUGUCCAUAACUUAUUUUCUGUAAGAGCUAUACAGCACCCCAUGGUGUCUUUGGAAAGAUCAUUAAUUGUUUGUGCUUGACACAAAUAACUUGUUGAGUCUAUGAAAUGCUAUGGAUGUGUAACUCUAGCUAAACAGACCACUGUUCUCUACAAUUUUAAGCCUUUAAAGUUAGUUCUGAUGGACUCCCUUUAUAUCCCUUUACGGCAACCAACAGCACUUAAAUACCUAGGGAUUAAAAUCCCCAAAACAUCUCCCUCCUUUACAAAUGGGAACAUCCUUCUCAUACUCGUAUCUAUUUAAAAAUAAAAAAUGGAGCCAUUUCAAAAAUUACAUCUCUCAUACAUAUAAAUAAUCUAUAUAAAUCAAGUAGCUUCCCAAAGCUGCUGUACUCCUAUCCCUCCUUUCCAAAAAAAAAAAAAAAUGCCUUCUGAACAAGAAAAUUAAGACAUUUCUUUAGCAAGGGUCGAGAGCUCCACUUAGUUUGACUAAACUUAAUAAUAAGACCAAUGAGGGGACUUAACCCUUCAAACGUUAAGGAAUAUAGCUUGGCAGCUCAACUCCAGCACAUACAAAGCAAAGAUUUUUUGAUCUGCCCUUGGAGUCCUUUCUGGUGCUGCCUGACUUCCUCCAUAGGCCACAUAAUUUUGUUUCAGAUGGUCCUCUCAAAUACUCUGGAAGCUGUCCUUCUGAGGGCUUGGAGAUGAUCUUAUUAACAUAAGGUGUGAAUACAGUUCUUUUGUGUACUUCAGCAGCCAAAAAUGUCUCCCCCCUUCAGAGAAUUGGGAGCGUUUCCCAGGCCUUCCAUUAACAUGGUUUGCAUACUUCUAGGUAUGACAUUAUUUCCAAACAUCAAAACAACACCUUAUGCCUGUUGACUGGGAUAACCCCCUGUACACUCUUAUGUACCUCUAAUAAAGCUUUUUACUUAAUCUUAAACUUAAACAAAGUCUUAGGGUACAAACCAGAUUGGACCACGACCCAAACAAGCUUGGGGAAGUGGAAGUCACAUUUUACUGAUAUAAAUACAAAGUACCUCCCUAUUGCACACUACACCCAGAGUCAACUAUUUCCCACGGUCUCCUAUUGAGUCAUGUUCCUAAACAAUGCACAUUGCGCCUAUUAUUCCCCUCCCUGCCUCCAUCUAAUGGCUAGAAGGGAUUCAGCGACUUGUUUCAAAUGCGCACAUACAAAUGCAGACCUAUAUCACUACCUAUGUGAGUGUACCCUGAUAAAGUCCUUUUGAAGGGAACUAAACAGUACCUAGAAACUCAUAACAUGCCCUCUUUCCCAUGUUUCUCUUAUUUGGGCUGCUCCCAGGUAUUCCUAUACCUCACAAAUGAUUCUUAAAGGGACUCCAUGGUCACUAAGAUAACAUAAGCUUAAUGAAGCAGUUUUAGUGUAUAGAUCUAUAGAUCAUGCCCCUGCAGUUUCAGUGCUCAAUUCUCUGCCGUUUAGGAGUUAAAUCACUUUUAUUUCUGUUAAUGCAGCCAUAGCCACACCUCUUCUGGCUGUGACUGACUGACACAGCUUGCAUGAAAACAAAAUUGGUUUAAUUUUCAAUCAGAUUAAAAAAUGUAUAUCGCCUGCUCCGUAAAUUGAACUUUAAUUAGAUACAGGAGGCUCCUGCAGGCUCUAGCAAGCUGUUUACAGCGCUGGAGGUAAGAAAUUACAAUUUAAACAGAAUUUGCAAUAAAGGAAGUGUAAACAUUAGAUGACUCUUUACAGGAAGUGUUUAGAAAGGCUGUGUAAGUCAGGGAUGUGUGUCUAGGGCUGCAUAAACAAAGCGGUCUAAGUCCUAAAUUGAGCAGUUUGACUGGAGGGGCAUGAUCUAUACACCAAUACUUCUUCAUUAAGUUAAAUUUGUUUUGGUGACUACAGUGUCUCUUUAACUAUAAUAGCGGCAGUGGGACAUAAGACUAUACUUCAGGAAUGGAAUCAUCUGUGUGCACCACCUUUGCACUUAUUUUUAACCAAACUCUGUUGGUGAACAUGGAUUGGCUGAGCAAUUUAACUAAUAAAGAAACCCUAGGCAAAAAAUUCUUCCAGACAUUGAACUCUUAAAUCCUUACUCUGGGCAGUACUUUCCAGUCUAGAAUUAAGGCAACCCUGGAGUACACAUAGCAGUGAUCACGGGUUGUGACCCUUUACAAAAUAUAUAGGAGUCACAGCCAUUGAGCAAUGUGGCAUAUUUGUAUGGCGGCAAGGAAAGAGUUAAAUUGCCUUGUAGUCAUGGAUACACAGAAUCCAAGGAAGUUUUAUAAUAUUUGCUGUUGGGAAUCUGGGGAGAAGUGAUGACUCUGCUGUUGCUGGAGCUGGCCUGGGAUUAGGUGAAGGUGCAGGAAGCUGGAAAAAGAAGAAAUAAAUGCAGCCGUGCUAGUGCAAUACUGUCCACGGUUACUGAGGCAGCAGGAGCCCCAAGAUUGAGACAUGCCCAUCACACAAGGUUAUCCCAAACCCCACGAUUAAAACAUGCCUAUUACACAAGAGCUCAUGGCUCCUCCAAACCUUUCUAGUCACAAUGCAAAUGCUUUUCUUCCUCGAGGGGAGCAACGGAAUGGAAUGCGUAGUUGGCUGGAUCGAGAGGUGAUUCAUUGUUCUAUGAUUAGAAUCCCUUCUUUGAAAUUGUUCAACAUUCGGAAUAUAAAAAAAAAAAUCACAAACAUUGCGCACCAGGAUUUUUCCUAACUUUUCAUACUGAUAAUUGCUUAUUGAUUAUCAGUGAAUCUGAAAAUCUGACAUUCUAAAUAAAAGCACAUUUCCAAGGGAUACAAAAGUUAUACUUGGAGUAUAUUGUAGUUUGAAUGAACAUUUAUUAUUCUUAAGUAAUGCUGUCGAGACAAAUUGUUACUUUCUGGCUAGUUUCUGCACCGAUGUUGAUGUUCGCCCUGUAGUCAUCAUGAGCUCCAAUGUUGAGAGUUGGAUGUGCUCUUAUUUCUGUUCUGGUGGACCUAAAAUUUAAAAUUCACAUUGAAUUCCAAUUUAAACAUUUUGUUUACAAAUCCUAGAGGAAGCUGAUAAAAUGUUUUUUGUGGUAGUGCUUCGUUACUUAGAGGUGUAACCAAUUGUGUGAUUAUGUGUUAAAAUCAUUUAAUGUUUUAAACAUGCUUGAACAGUCACCUUGUAAACUAGAUAAUUGUUUUGCAUAAGAAGACAGAAUUUGAUGUGGUUAUUUUUCUUUGUAGAAAAACAAUCCUACAAUCUUGAUUGUGGGCAACAAUGGGAAACUUCUUUAUGAUCAUCAAAAGUAAGUGUUUGCUCUGGCUAUUCAUGUAAAAUUUAUAGUUGAUAUCUAUUGCAUUAUAAGAUGUAAUAUUUUGUACUUUCAGGAAAAGUAAAAUUCAUUAACCACUUAAAAGCAUAAUUUAGUAAUAGAAUGACAUGCCAGGUGUAGGUGAAAGGAAAACUUCUACCACAAGAAUCAUUACCGUCCAGCUGUGGUGGUUUUGGUGCCAGUCCCUUGGCACCUUUCCAGGGUAAUCUCUCAAACCAUACUUAGAUCAGUCCACCUUCUUCUUCAAAUUGCAUUGAUCCCACACUUGAGGUCUCCUCCUCUUGCAAGGAGACUGCUGAAACAAGCAGAACCCAGGUAAAUGGUCAAUCACUUUUAAAAUGGUUUUAUAAAUCAUUCUGGCACUCUUGGCACCAUAACCACUACAGUGUUUUUUUUUACAUUGUGUGUUUUUUCUAAAGCUGGUACAGUAUUGUUCAAGAUGUUUGUAUACAGGGUAAAUUGCCUGAUUAACAUUACUUCUUUUAGUACUCUGGGAUCUUCCUGUAUUUACAUAAUACAAUCUAGAAAUCCCCUGGGAAAUUGGAAAGGUUGUUCAUGUUGUAAUUUCAAGGUUGAGCCAAUGCCUUUCUGUUGUCCUUAUUUAUUUAACUCAGAUGUGUAAAACUGCGGUCCCCCCAAUAUUUUGUAUUUUAUUAUAAUAUUGCCAUAGUCUGGCAUAGAAGAUGUAAUCUGACACCAUCCCUGUUUUAAAAAGGCACUGUAAGCAAUAUAACCUCUACAGGCUGUUGUACAGCUUGUAUUGCUAAAAGUCUACUGGCACCUUCUCCCAGUUUUAACGCUUAACUGUUUAGGAACAUGUGAUAAACCUGGCUUCCUUCUGGCACCCAGACGCAAUCCCCCCUUAGCCGCCUUGAUAAUGAUAUAUUAAAAAACGGAAUUGUUAACAUUUUGCUAAGAACCUGUCUCUAUGAUGUCUGUUCUCUCAAUUUGAAAUAGCAAGGCAUCAGUUUAAAAAUAAUGUAUUUAUUUUUAGUUAGGGAGACAUUUAAAUAUAGGUUUGUUUGCUUGGCUGUUUUUGCUGAUAAUUGUGGAGUUUCACAUUUUUAUCUUUUUCUUUUUAGUGAUGGCGCCUCGCAAGCACUUUCAUAUUGUCAGAGAGAUUUCCGUAACAAGCCAUACCCAGUUCGAGCAAAGAUUACAUACUAUCAAAAGACCUUAACAGUAAGUAAUGUUAGUCAUAUGACACCAUUCUGUUUAAUAUGAUGGCAUUACUAACCAAUGCAUAGUUAAGAUGUUUUUUUUUCACUAAACCUUAGACUUCCAGCUUCUGUAGACUACAUCUGCCUGAGAAUCAUAGUCUGCUUAAGUUGUAGUUUGAAAGAUUUGGAAUCACAAUGUGUUAAACAAACACCCAUUGACACAUCCUUUUGAAAAUUGUCUGAUACCUAUCAAUGAAAUGGACAUUAGGGGGUAAUGUUAAACCUUUAGCAGGGUAUCUACAUCUGUAAUUUUCUGGAUUUGUAUGCAAAAUACACCAUCCAUGGUUUAUAGGGCAAGGUUUUUUUUUUUACAUUUAAAUAGCCCACUUAAUGUAGCUUUUUAGUUUUAACAUAUAAGUAUUUUUUUUUUUUCUUCAUAUAUCACAAGUAGUGAUGUCCCGAACGGUUCGCCACAGACUCAUCAUUGAGUAAACUUUGACCCUGUACCUCACAGUCAGCAGACACAUUCCAGCCAAUCAGCAGCAGACCCUCCCUCCCACCUCCUGGACAGCUCACUAAGAAUGCAGCUUCACAAUGAAUGUAAAAUGGAUGCUGUCCAGGAGGUGGGAGGGUCUGGGAGGGAGGGUCUGCUGCUGAUUGGCUGGAAUGUGUCUGCUGACUGUGAGGUACAGGGUCAAAGUUUACUCAAUGAUGAGUCUCGGCGAACCGUUCGAGACAUCACUAAUCACAAGCUUUCGGGUGUAUGUAUGUGUGUGUGUGUGUGUGUAUGUAUGUGUGUGUAUAUAUAUAUAUAUAUAUAUAUAUAUAUAUAUGUGUAUAUAUGUAUAUGUUGUGGUUUUUUUUUCUGUAUAUUGAGUACAAAGAUGUAUUCUGUAUUAAUUUAAUAUUGGUCUUUUUUUCAAAGCCGGUCCUUUGAAAGUAAAUGGUUUAAAGGGACACUAUAGUACAACUACAACUUAAUGUAGUUGUGAUGUCUAAAGUCUGAACCUUGCAAGCUUUUUAAUGUAAACACUACCUUUUCAAAGAAUAGGAACACCUGUAGUGGACACUCCUCAGACGGCCACCAGAGGUGCUUCCUGGGUAAGUGUUGUACUGUAUGCAGCACUGCUGUUCAGUGUGGAGAUGCUCCCCACAAAGAUGCAUUGAUUCAAUGCAUUUCUAUGAGGAGAUGCUGAUUGGCUAUGGUGAUGUUUAGCCCUGUCCCUCCUUGGCUGAGAUCAUCAAUCAAAAAGGCAGAUCGGGGGCAAGGCCAGCACCGGUGGACACACAGCACUAGAAAUAAGGUAAGUUUUCUUAUUAUUUAAGGGUGGCAAAGGUUGGGCCAGGGACCCUACAUGUGUUUUUAACACUAUAGGGUCAGGAAUACAAACUGACCCUAUAGUGUUCAUUUAAGCCUGAGAAAUAUGAUAUGUCCAUUUCAUCCAUGUGAACCUAGGUAUAAAUUUCGACAACAGAUCGUUACACUUUUGGACUCCUGGUGUAUUAUCUAUUCAGCUAAUAAGAAUUCUGUAAAGACUACUGUGACAUGUAUUUAUUUAUUUAUUUAUUUUUAUUUUAGUAUUGUUUUCGAUUUGAUUGUACUUUUUGAUUAAUUUGUUCUUCUUUACUUUACUUUUAGAUCAUGAUAAACAAUGGAUUCACACCAGACAAAGAUGACUAUGAGUUUUGUGCCAAAGUAGACAACAUGGUUCUUCCACCUCAAGGUUUUUUUGGCAUUUCUGCUGCAACUGGAGGCCUGGCAGGUUAUUGUCCUUUUUUGUGACUUGUAAAUAUACCAUAAUCUAACUCUAGUAGAUCAAAGCACCGUGCUUACCAUCAAAAAAUUUAAAAUUACAUUUUAAGUGAAACUCUAAGAAAUCUUCUGGUACUGUAUUAUAUAUUUUUAUAUAUAUUUUUUUUAACUAGGACACAAAACAAAAAUUUUAGGUAUCGCUAUUGUUAUAAUUGUGAUAAUGCCUCAGGAUGGCUUCUAUAAUAUGUGAACAUAUUCUAAUUACAAAAGUGUGAGGGCCUUUUACAUAUUUUUAUUUAUUUUUUAGUUUAAAAUAAAAUCUUAUGCUUUAAAGCCUUUUUACACUACUGACUCUUGCUCUAUUGAGUGGGAAUUUUUACAGUGAUUCAAGUGCUAGUGUGUGUUCACAAAUCCUGAUAUCAUAUGCAAGCCUGUGAGUCUCAAAAACUGUUCUUGAACGGGUUGAGACUUUGGAUUGUGCAUGACCCUAGCAGCUAAGUUCUACAUCAGACCAAAGAGGAUUUAAAGAUGGCUGUCCACACUGAGCAAGCGUAAGCCAGGAGCUUUACCUGAAAGUUAUUAACUUUUAUAUAUACACAUUACAAAAUAAUGCAAAACAGUGCUAAAUCACGUACAAACUUUUAUUUUCAAUUAAAGCAAAACAUUACACUUCCUAUUAACCCCUUAAGGACACAUGACAUGUGUGACAUGUCAUGAUUCCUUUUUGGUCCUUAAGGGGUUAAAGAAAUUCUUCAUUGCCUGAAACAAAAUGCUUUAAAAAUUGCUAUUUAGUAGAUAUACUCCCAAUGAAAACAUGCAUUUAUGUAUAUUUUUUUUUUUUUAUUGGGAGUAAAUUUAAAAACAGCUUGCAAAAGUUGCUGACCUAUUCUCUGCAGCCUUUACAAGCCCUCCUCCUUUCCCCAAGCACAGAAUGAAAUACUUCAAUCAUUGAGAGAUGUCUGUCCUGGAGCUUUGAGUAUACACCUGAUCACAGCUCAUUAAGAAGGCGCGAAGGUAUGCGCAUGCUAGUACAGUAAGCCCGCCACUUCCAUUUGCACGGUGAAGGUAAUCGAAAUGGAAGAAAACCUCCAUGGCUUUCUGAUUGACAGCUAGCAAGUUGUUUUUGUUUUGUUUUUGGGUUUUUUCUGCCCCCUAUUAUAAAAGUGCCAAUUUCUAUAGAAAUCAGCACUUUUAUGAAGUGUUACAAAUGUGACAGUCUGAACACACAUAAAGCACUUCAGGAAGUGCCUUAUAUGGGCCAAGUAUUCCUCUAAACGUGGAUUAUAAGUUUAAAACAGACCUUACAGUGGAACUCUGAUGCCAGUAUCUUCUUCAGUGAUCACUUGUGUGUGACAUUCUGCUGUUUGUUAUUGCUUUUGUUAUUAUCUAUAAAGUUCAAGCAUAUUUCUCAGCACUGUACAACGGGUGGACAAGACAAAAGGCAGCGUUGCCAAAUUAGGAUGAAAUUAAAAGGACGAGGUGGUUUACCUGUAGUAAGCGUAAUGUUUCUUGAUUUUAUUCCAGAUGAUCAUGAUGUGUUAUCUUUUUUGACUUUUCAAUUGACUGAACCUGGAAAAGAAGCGGUAAGUUACUACCCACGUUGUUUUUUUGUUUGAGUAUAACGGAUCAUGGUUCUUUGUGGUCUUAUUGCUUGACAGCUUCAUGUUAAUGUUUUAAGGGCUAUUCCAAUAAUCAUAACACUACAGCCUGCCAGGAGAAACAUGGCCAAGAUCAAUGGUAAUGAGGCAAACUGUUUAGUGGCUCCCUGGUGGUGUGGUCUGACAAGCUUCUGGCUUCUGCAGAGUUGCGAAGUCACAGCCAUCACCAUUCAUUGGCUGAGUGCAUCAGCUGACUGUUCUCAGCCAAUGACUGGCAUUCUGUGUAAUGAAAGAUGCACAGAUCUUCAGUUCCGACAGUAUUAUAGGGGCUAAACUACUAAAACACCGCACACACAGACUCCAGUCACCAUGACCACUUUAAAUCAUUGCAAUGCUGUUAAGGACCUAAUUGUACAUUUUGCUAUCGUCACAAUCUGACAAUUUGGUCCAUAGAACCCAUGAAGAAUUAUUUCAUUCUGUUUGGUAAUAGGACUCUUAAAGAACAGGUUAUUUUUGACUGUCUUUGUUCCUUAAGGGAUUCAUUAACCUACUGUUUUAUGAUUGUUGGUGAAUAAAAUUAUCUUAAACUGUACUUAAAAUAAACUGCCCCCCACACGCCAUGUAAAAGAUGAUUUUACCUUCCUCUUGCAUAUGUAUGUAAACCUUCCAGGGUGCUCUUUAUUGUGAACAUUUGAGGUACCUUUAAUUACAGUGUAUCUUUUUUGAGAUGUAAGAGUGCAAUAAUCUGUAUGACAAAUUGUCAAAAUGGUAGUAGGUAUCUGUCAUAGCUUUCUAGUUGAAGCUGUGAAGUUACAGAUUUAAGGAAUAAUUGUUUUCUAUGUACAUAAUCUAAUACUUAUCAGAUAAGCUUCUAAGAUUUUAUUGUGGGCAAACAAGACAGACAAGUUUUUACAUAAAACCUAAUUUAUGGUGGCAAUAUAACAUGUAUAUGUAUGUAUUGCUGGGUAAAUGGUUUUACAUAAAAUAUAAGACUUGUUUUUAAAGUGUUAUCGAGACAUUAUUCCCACGUGGCAGAUCUAUGGGCUAGCAUCUUUCUGCAAGCCCUUCUUGUAACGGUUGUAUUUGAAGGUGGAAAAAAUAAAGUGUCUGAAAAUCUAAUAAUUCUGUGUGAAUCCAGCCCCCACAAGGCGGAGAGAUCCCAAGAGAAGAACAAGAUAAGUACCAAGAAGAGUUUGACAACUUUCAACAAGAGCUGGAUAAGAGGAAAGAGGAUUUCCAAAAAGACCACCCAGAGGCACAGGAACACCCAGGCAUGUGCCAGCAAACCUUCUUAUUAACCUUUCAGUGUUGCUACAUUGCUGCUUUUAACACUGCUCAUUUCAAAGCGCUGACAAAACAAGUUUCUAAUUUAAAUGAAAAUAAUAUUUAGUGCACUUUUAGUGUGACUGUAACCCCCCAGACCAACAGCAUACUGUAAGCAUUAUUCUAGUUUAUUCAUACAGUAGUGUUUACCUUGUUUUAUAUGAUCAGCGAGUGGGAGGAGGUAUAGAAUCCCAGGUUUUGGAAUGUGUUUGCAGACAGAACAGGUUAUGAUGCAAUAAACUUGGCUGUGCUGCAGUGAGAAUGUUCUGUCAAUAAAGGACAGCAUUAUCUUAUGGUGCACAUUUUUAUGUGUUUAAUUGUUAUUUUAUUAUUUAUAGUGGACGAUAUGUUUGAGUCUGUAAAUGACCGUGAACUAAGACAGAUUUUUGAAGGCCAGAACCGCAUCCACCUUGAAAUCAAGCAGCUGAACCGACAGUUGAAUAUGAUUUUGGACGAGCAGCGAAGAUAUGUUAGUGCCGUGACUGAUGACAUUGCCAAGAGAGGAGGAAGUGGCCCUGGGCAACAUGAACAGGUUGGAAAAUAAACAAAACAGUGCUGUUUGCACUACAGGUCUUGUAGAGUCGCACUAAACUGCAUAUUUCAUUUCACUUCCAGAUUUCUCAACAGGAACUUGAUUCGCUGGUCAAUGCUCAGAGAGACAUUUUAAAGCAAGUUGGUGAAAUGAGGUAAGAAGCAAUGACUAUAUUCUCUCAAACCUUAUGUUAUUCCUAUAGUAAAAAAAAAAACAAAUUAUAGCAACCCUGUAUUGGCGAGUUUUGUGUCAAUAGAUCUUAUUUGAAGAAGUGUCCCUUAUUUUAUUAUAUCUUUUUUUUUUUUAGCUGAAAUAAUAUUGGUAGAAGGUUUUGCGGUUUAUAUCUGAUUGCCAUCAGCACUGCACUUUUAGGUGUUGCCAUAUGCCAUUGGGCACAUAGCUUGUGUGCUGUUGGUAUAAACAUUGUGAAAACAAUAAUACAUUUGGUGACCGUAAACUUUUUUUAGCUACAACUGGGAUUGUAACUUCUUGAACUGUAUACUUUAUCAUUUUUUUUUGUAUUUGUUUUUUUUGUCAUCUAAUUGUACGUUGUAUUUGAUAGGUUAGAACUUGGCAUCCUAUGAUAAACCUGUAGUUUUACCUUAUCAACUUAAAAGAUUAAAAACAGUUUAUAGUUUCCUUUGUAAUUAAUGAGGUUUUGUGUUAGCACCUCAUGGUUUUCACUGGACAGAUCCUCAGCUCACAUAUUGUAUGUUUGUAGAACUGUUUUUUUUUCUAUUGCUGUUUCACCAUAAUCAAACUGUACAGUGCUACGGAAUAUGUUGGCACUUAAUUAGGAAUAAUUCUAAUGUAAUACAAUUUUAAACUAGUAGGACCGCUUGGCUCUUAUGUCCCAUUUACUACAGAGUUGAUUAAAUUUUACAAUACAACAUGCAUCGGUAGAACAUGUAAUAAGGGCAAAACACUGCAAAUUUUCAUGAAUUGGAAUUUGAUUUAUAGAAUAGUUAGGAAUUCUUGCUAAUAAAAUGUAGGCCUUUGAAAUGAUUGCAAGCAUUACGUAGAUGCUAGACAAUGAUUACUUUCCCAAUACUCUGUGAUUCAGCUUGUGGACCAGACUUUUCAAAUUCUGUGAAUUGAUUAGAACUGCUUUCAUUUUAAAUAGGAGAGAAUGAGGGUUGGCUCACUAAAAAGAAUGAUGUGAAUAAGCAAUCAAGAGGCAAAAUGUGAAGCUAAAGUAGCUCCGUUGGAGAUUCAUUUCCAACUCUGUUAACUGCGAAAUGUAGGUUUUGUAUUGAGCAGGUCCUUCUUUUUGGUGGCGCUUGAGUGUUUCUUUGUAGAGCUGUUUUUCUAUAAGAUGAGGCUGGUCCUGAUCAUAUAUACUGGACAAUGCUCUAAGUAGGUCAGCUGUUGCCUGAAGAUUAUGGUAGUUUUUUUUUUUUUUUGUUUGUUUGUUUUUUUUUUUCCCUGGGAAGCUUCUGCUUUAAUAUUCUUCACAAAUCUUUAUUCCAAAGACCGCAAAUUAGAUUUACCAGUUAAAGUCUCUAGCCUUGGUCUUAUUUAAUAUUUGUUAUGCGUUCACUUAAACUCUUCUUAAUAUGCUCUGCUUAGAUUAAAGAAGAAUUUCAGCAUCUUCUCUGAAAUGAACAGUCCUUCACAUGUUUAUUGUUGCUCAUAUGAUUUAUUGUCACUUAUCCUUCCUUAGAGCAAUAAGUAAUUUUCUUGUGCAGAUUUAUGGAUUUCUUUACUAAUCUUCCGAUUAUGAACUGCCAGUUUUGAUAUGUUCUUUAAGAUUUAAGAAUAACCAUUAAUAUUUAUGAUUUUGUUUUGUUCUUUUUAGAGCCAAAUUAAUGUGUUAUGCUGUUUAACUAUAUUCUUUCUGUGUUUGUUUUGUAACAAAUGUAGUGCCUGCUUUGUUUAUUUUAAGCAUUGUAUUGAUAAAAAUCCUUUGUCUGCAAGAGCCUUCCUUUCUCUUUUUAUUAACGGAGAAACAAAAAUAGGAAUUUUGAUUGAUCACCAAAAACAAUUAUUUUUCAAUAAUGCUGCAGUGGAAAUGACAUAAAUUUAUUCAAAAUACACAAAAUGGAAAGUGAGCGCGCGCACACACAGCAGACCACUGUAGAUAUUUAAAGAUUGCUUAAAAUUUCCCAUAUUUAGUGAAAACAGAUAUUUGGUAGCUGAAAAUGGACCAUACUGUGUAAAGCCUGCAACAGUAUCAUUUUACCUUAGUAAUGGUGGAUUCUAACUGAAUUGUAACAUACAAUAUACACUCUCUGAUGUUCCUGAUUUUUGUGAGUUGUGAGUCUGGAACAUUUUACAUUUCUUUAACAUAUUCCAGAUAAACUAAAUCCAUUGGGGAAUUGAUAGUUCUAUAUUAUAUUAUUUUUAAUUCGUAUUUAUUUUGUACAAAUUCUUUUUAGAUCUCCUUUCACUUUAGCACUGCAAGUCAAAAUAAUUUUAUUAGUCCACUUAUUAAACAUAAUAUACUUGUUGUAUAUAUUAAAAGAGCUGAAAUACCUGCCACUGUAGUCAGCACUAAAUAUAAUUUCUAGCGAAAUGUUUUAGAAACAUUAGUACCAUUGUGGGUGCCCAGAAUAAAGAUCACGUAAUGGUAAUUAAAGUUGACUCCAACCUCAUGCAGCCCUCAGUGGGUUAAUUUGACUACUGAGCCCAAAUAAAUAACCAUCCAGCAUGCUUUUAAUGGUUGCCUAAUAAUAGUCAGUGAAUCUAAUUAGGGUACAGACCAUGUUUAAUAGUUCCACAAAUGCAGCAUUGUAUGUUUUAAGCAGUCUCUCCUGUGCACACAGGUUAUUUACAGUGUUUUUGGGAAAAUAAUUUGCUUUGUUUAGCAAGGCAACCAAAUUGUACAAUGACUUCUAAAUAUUCAGUAGAUCCUUAAAUAGAGCAUUUUGGUAUUUAUUUAUUUUUUAAUUAUUAUUAUUAAGGAGAAGAAUAAGCUUUUAAGAAGCAAACUGUUUCUAGGGUUAUUUUCCAUUGUGUCCUUAGCCAGAAGUAGUAAAGGGAUUAAAUUGCACAUGAUGAUAAAUAUUCUCGUUGUAGUCUUUAAUCCUCUUUACAACAAGAAAGACGCAUCACAGUGCUGGGAAAAUGAUACCAGCAUAUUGAUUAAGGUGCAUGUUUGUGUUCUUAUCUGAUCACUUUACUGAUCCCUGUUAGAGGCCUGGUUUCUAACCUUCCUCUGAGUUUUAAUUUGAUUUUGUGUUUUUCUUCUAUUGGGAUAACAGAAUGAAAACACACAAAAAAUAUUUCAGCCUCGCAACAGCACAUAUGGAGGGAAGAGUUUGGUCUUAUGUUUCAAUGUAAUCUUGAACCUUAGCUUGAAGCUCUCCUUAUCCUUAAGCCUCUUCAUUUCUUGCACAACUGCAUUAAUUUCUUUUGGAGAGCUUUGCACAUCUCGAGAGGCUAGUGCUAUAUAGGUUUUCUGUAAAUCAAAAGGAACAUUUAUAUCAACUUCCGAAACAAACAUAAAAUAUAAAUCAGAACAUGUCCUGUCAAUGUAUUGCGCAUAUAUAUGCGCAAUACAUUGACAGGACAUAAUUGUAAAAAAAUUAUAAAAAAAAAAAAAAUAGUAUAAAAAGGGGUUUUUAGAACAUCACUUAUUUCCAUAACACACGCCUCACAGUUAUAUAUUCUCUAUACACAUUCCCCUUCACAAUCCUGGGUUAUACUUUGUUUUUGUUUUGUUAUUAAUGUAAAGUCUAUAUUUGUUAUUAUUGUUAAAAAUAGAGGAUGGCAUUACUUUUACCUUGUACAUGAAAGCAUUUCUUUUAUUUUUUAAUAAUUUUAUUUUUCGUAGAGCUAGGGUUAGGCUAUACACAUGAAGAGAAGCACAGCGUUUCUCACUCACUAGUGAGCAUAAUUAGUGGUUGCUCUACUGGAGUGUGGCUUUCCUCAAUCUGAAACCAGGGCUUUCUCUAUUAGUGAUGGAUUUCACUCUCUCUCUAUAUUUACAUUUAUGUACAUGGUUUUUAGUAAAGACACUCGCAGAGAGUAUAGUGGUACCAUGAAUCUAGGAUGAAAUUAAAGGAACACUGUGACUUUACCAUUAUUUUCAUUUUAAUGUUGGAGUGUUAUUUAGGACAUUUAAUUUUACUAAAUCUUUGUGUAUUAAAAAAGUAAAAUCCAUAAAACUUGCAUGUAAUCCAGUACCAAGACAGCCUCCACUCUGUAGCCUAAUCUGCCUAGUGUGAGAUCAGCAAUAUCUGGUCCACUCAAAUCCAUUUAGAAACAUUGCAGGCUACAAUGUAUUAUGUAAUAUUUUCUGCCUUGCUCUGCCAAUCCAGUGCUUCUCUUAGAGAAGCAUUAGCCACAUUUAACAUCAUCAUGCACAGCCCAAACAUGAAGAUGGGCAAAAGUUGAAUAUUUUACAGAGAGUUUUCCCAACGCCAGUAAUCUUGUAGAAAUAGAACCUUUCUAUCUAAAAUGUUGCUGAUGUAGGACCUACUGUCUCAUCAAAUAGGUUUCACAAAAUAACAGAUGACACCAUUUUAGACAUCACUAUUUAUUUGCCGAACAUGAAAUUAUAAAACAAAUAGAAACCUUUUUGCAAAAAUAGCUGAUUUGGGGAGAAAAAUCUCAACUGUUGUCACAUCUUUGCUAUUUCUACCUAUAUUUUGCAGUUCUAUACAAUUUUGUGUUUAGUGAAUGCACUGUAUUGUGGGGAUAUAAGCGGUUGUUUAUCACACAAUGCAUAAUCUGUGUAGAUAUAUUUUACCAAUUGUGAGGUGUGUUUAAAAAAGCAAACACAAAAAAAACAGCCUGCAGUGUUUAAAAGAAUUACAUAAAUAUGUGCAAUUCCAAAAAAUAGGGCACUGCUCCAGAAUUGUGGAAGAGAUCUUUAUUUUUUAUUUUUUUUUUUAUUUUUUUUUACAAUACCACACUUUAAGAUUUGUUAUUCAUGAUGUAUUUAACACAAGUAAUAUUUUCUAAAUAUUUAUUUGCUGAGUAAUUUCACCAAAUGUCUGUUUGCAGAAAUUCAAUGACUGAAACCUUACGUCUUGCUGGGGGAAAUCAACACUUGGGCUCUGCUGGCUACGAGACCACACAGCACUUCAAUGACAUAAAAGAACAUCUUCAUGUAGUGAAAAGAGACAUUGAGCAUCUUGUGCAGAAAAACCUGGUAAUGUAUAUUACAUGUGCAUCUAUCCCAUGAGAGGCAAUAGAUCUGAAAGCAACUUUGUCAACAAAGUUUCAUCCAACAAAGUUAUAGUAAUGUUAGCGGCAAGCACAACCUUUGUGUAUUUGAAUUCCCCCUUGUUCAGGGAGAUAUAUAUAUAUAUAUAUAUAUAUAUAUAUUUUUUUUAGAUUUUAGUCAUUUUUAAGCCAGGCUACUACUGAUUUAAAUUAAAUAUGAACGUGUGUUGACCGCAGCUGAUUUCAACCUUGGAUUUCCAUGGUAGGAAAACUAAAAAACAAACAAGCAAUAAAAGGCGCUAAAAGUGCUUAGUAUAAAAUUAAUGUAAAAAUAAUAAAAGUGUAGCAGCACCUAAAAGUGUUCAAGCUCAUAAAACUCCAUACAUAAAAUCCAAAGCAAAAAUAGGUGUGCUGUACCUUUAAAUAUUAGUGCAAAUAGUGCAAUAAUUUGUGCAAAAACACAAAGUGUAUAUACAAUGUAAUCACAUUCAGUGUAACAUAAGUGCAAAAUUGCCAAUGUGAUGGUGGAAAAAAUUCAAUAUCCAAAUAAUAACUUACAAAGAAAGUGUAGAUCUCCUUUGAUUCUCCAAAUCACAGAAGAACAUAUGAAAAGAGAGAUAUAAAAUGGAGAGACAUAGUAUAAUAUUGUUUUACAUAAGUAUAAGAACCAACAAUGUAAAAUAGGAGUAUCACUCACAAAAAAGGAGCAGUAAAAGCCUGCUCUAACUGAUCCAGCUUUUGAUCCACAGACCAGAACUUCAAUGGUGGUACAAGUAGGCAGAACACCAGCUCUCAAAGUAAACAGCCUUUAUUAAAAGUAAAUAAAAUCCACAUUCCCCGUUUCCAUAUAGAAGUCUGAUAACCUUUAGCCAGUGCUGUAUUGCAAAUAUCUACCAGUCCCUAUGGAUUUCCAUGGUAGAGCUAAGCUCCCGUCAUUCCAAUGUGAGGGGAAGAACUACAUUUUAAUGGAGACUACCCAGAAUUAUGAACUAUAGUCAGGUUUUUUUUUUUUUUUACAAUUCGUUUUAUAUAGGUUUAUCUGCAAUUCAUUUUAAAUUAUUACGUGCAAUAUUUAUGAUGUCCUUUUUCACAAUUUAUGGUGCUUAAAAUGUUAUUCACUUUCUUUUUCUUAUUAAAAUGAUCCUUCAAUAUUGUUUCCUAUUACUUUUUUUUAUUUUUAAUGUUUGCAAAAACAUUUACAUUCACCACUUGUCUCUCUCUUCUAAGAGUUAUAGUACCUAGCAGGAAACCUAAAACCAUAGGUUUUCUGUAAAAGGCAGACACCUUUGGGUGGAGUUAUGGUUUAAUAUGUUUGAUUUCCUCCAGCCCAUAUAAUGCCAAUUUUGCAGUACAGAACUGAUCACGCAUACCUUGGUAAACUGGAAUCAAAAAGAUGGUUGUAGAAUCUUGCAUACUUAUUCCUCCAGGGCUCACCCUACUCAUUGAUACAAAACAUGUAUUGAUUGUUCGCUUUAGUGCAUAAAUAUGUGUGUGUUCCACUCCAACUAUUAUCCUACAAUUACUAUAAUAUUUCAUACAUUUGUAUAUGCAUUAUACAUUUUAAGGGACAUAUAAUCGGCUUGCCAAUAUGUUAACUCUGUACAUUCCUUUCCACCCCUCCAUACUGACCCUCACUACAGAAAAGCUUGUUGCUUGCUGUCAAAAUGAUAUUAACUUCCUUCCACCUCCAGAUACACCAUCCUGAUCUCCAGAGCCAACAAUUCAAUAGUUUUGCUGUCACGAAUCACCAUCCCGCCCCUACAACCUGUACUCCCACCCAACUGUGCAGCUGUAUGUAAUCUUAAAUAUUUGCCUAACAAGCAGCAUCAUAUUUGCAUAUUCCCCAUGAUUCCUGGUCAUUACUUGAAAUACCAUCUGCAACCUUAUGUACUUGUUUUGUUUCUCUAUUGCACGGUGUUGCAGAAUAUGUUGGUGCUAUACAGUAAUUUUUCAACUCUCCUUUAGAUUGUAAGCUCACAAAAUAGUAAUUGAUAUAGCUUUAAACUAACUUUUUUGUUUUGUUUCUGUCCUAAUAGCCUCAUGAAAAACAGAAAUGCCCCGAUUUGCCUGCCUUUCCCUCUUGUUUAUCUACAACACAUUUCUUUAUUUUUGUAACGGUGCAAACAGUGUUAUUCUUUGGUUAUAUUGUGUAUAGGUAAGUUAAAGUACAGUGUUACAGAAUGUUAAUUUGCCAAAUGACAAUGACUUAAAUUUUCCCAUUGGGGAAAUAUAAACUUAUGAAGCCAUUUGAUUUGAUUCAGUUUCUGAAUAUAGCUUUUUAUAGUGAUCAUUUCCCCCUAAAAAUGAUUUUUAGAAUUGAAAAUGGCAUGUAGGGUGUUUUUAUAAAUUCCAUGUACACAAAUACAGGGGUUUAAGGCAGCGUGUGUGUGUGUGUGUGUGUGUGUGUGUGUGUGUAAAAAAAGGCCAAGUCCGAAGCGGAUGCCAACGUCUUUGAGUUUAAGUGCCAGCCUCUACUUAAAGGGACACUGUAGGCACCCAGACCACUUUAGCUAAUUGAAGUAGUCUGGGUACUGUGACCCUUUUGCACUUAGUGCUGCAAUGUAAAACAUUGCAGUUCCAGAGAACAGCAAUGUUUGCAAAACAGCUCUAAGUCUGCCCUCUGGAAUCCCUCCUGCGGACGUUGGCGUGGUGGAGCCUGUCUCAGCGCUGGAUUCAGGCAAGUGGCUGAAGGGAUUUUAACCUAUUAACCCUACAGUGCCAGGAAAACUGCUUUGUUUUCCUGUCACUAUAGGAUCCCUUUAAGUGCAUCAAUUGACACAGUAUAUGAAAGUAGUAGCCGAAAUGGUCAGUCCCACUUCCUGCUUUGACAUAGUUUUAGAGAAAUCUGUCUAGUUACCUUGCAAAAUGUAGUGUAACAACAAAGGGCGGAGUUACGUAUAGGAUUGUAUUGACAAAAUUUGUAGCAUUUAAGAAAACUAAGAAAACUAUGGAAGGUGGGUAAGAGACUAAUCUUGGCAGUAAAGUGAGGGAGAGAGUGAAACCAUCAACAGAUAUUGCACUAAAUAUUUAAAUGUUUCUAAAGGACUUGAAAUGUCUACUCUAUGCUCAUAACUGGAAAUUGAGCAAAUGUAAGAUUCCUAGAGUGUUAAACUUAUUUCUUGCUUGAUAAAUGCUAGAUUGUUAUUGCGGGGGGGGGAGGGGGAGGGGCUAGAGUAGCUCUCUGGAGGUUUCAAGACCAAAGCCACUAGUAGGAACAAGUGGAGUUGUGCACUGAUCAGUACAGAUGUUCAGAAUAUACGUCAUCUGCAAUAGUGCGAGCCACCUGGAGCUGCACUGCAAACUUGGGUAAACCACAUAAUUGGAAGAUAGAGCACAUGAGGACCAAAGGAGAACAGGCUGCUACUAGCAGUGGGAAGGAUGAGCAUGGGCUACUACUGGUAGUAGGGAAAGGCAGGAUUAGCUACUGCUGGGACAGUGUGGAGAGGCAGAAUGAGCCAGUGCUUGAAAUGGGUGCUGAAGGGACCAGAAUGGACAACUUUUGGCAUUGGAGAAUUUUAAUUUGUUUUUCUAUUUUUGUUUUUCAGAACUAAACAAGAAGCGGCAGCAAAGAAGUUCUUUUGAUGAUCUGUUUAAUUGUGUGUAUUUGUACUUUAUGAUGCACACAGAGCAUGUCUGUACAUGAGGAACUUUUUUAGUACCAAAUGGCUUCAUUAGUUUAAAUUAUUGAAUUUCUUGGAACUGAAAUAAAACUUUUGUUAAUGGAUGGCAACAAAAAUGGGGUGAGGAUGAAUUGCAGAAUAUUUUUAACUAUUUUUUUAAAAACUUGUGAGUCCACAAAAGAGCUUUGUUUUUUUAACUGGAUACAGUUACCCCUGCUGCCCAUCAGCCAUCUCUAUCUAAAGCUAUCUUUUCUUGCUCAGGUCUUGAGGUUUUGUGGGUUUUUUUUUUAUUUUAUUUUUUAUUUUUUGGGGGGGUGGGGAGCGGGGUGGUUUAUUUGUUUUUUGUUUUGUUAAUAGACAAUAUGGUUUCUCUUCUUUAUACUUCUGAUGCAAAUUUCUUAAGUUUUCACAGCAACAUUCUUCUAAAUGAUUAAUAUGUAAUAUGGUCAUUGAACAGAUUACUACAUGCUAUAUUUUGCUUUUAUUCAUGUCACUUAAUCAUUGGCUGCAUCAUGGUUUAGCUGUCCAAAGGUGCUUAAAUAUACUAGCACUCAAAUCUUUUGAGUAUCUUUUCACUUACCAUAGUCUUAUCAUGGCUUCAUUUAUGUAACUCCAGUCUACAAAACAAAUUUGUAGAAAGAAUGUGCCUAAACAAAGUAUAUAUUGCCCCAACAAAGUGUUUCCUCUAAAAGCAAGUUGGAGAAGUUUAGCACCUAAAACUUUAAGAUAUAAAUUUUUUUUUUAAAUCUUCAGUCACACAGCGUUUUAUAAAGUUGCCAUUCUUAACAGCUACGGUGCUAGACUGCUUACAGAAAAUACAGAUCAGCCCCUUCAGGUUUUGCUAUUGGAGAACUGUAACAAAGUCUCUUCCUACCCAGAAUUGUUAAAGGGACACUAUAGUCACCUGAACAACUUUAGCUUAAUGAAGCAAUUUUGAUGUAUAGAACAUGCCCCUGCAGCCUCACUGCCCAAUCCUCUGCCAAUUAGGAGUUAAAUCCCUUUGUUUAUGAACCCUAGUCACACCUCCCUGCAUGUGACUUGCACAGCCUUCCCUAAACACUUCCUGUAAAGAGAGCCCUAUUUAGGCUUUCUUUAUUGCAAGUUCUGUUUAAUUAAGAUUUUCUUAUCCCCUGUUAUGUUAAUAGCUUCCUGGACUCUGUAAGAGCCUCCUGUAUGUGAUUUAAAGUUCAAUUUAGAGAUUGGGAUACAAUUUUCAUGCAGGCUCUGUCAAUCAUAGCCAGGGGAGGUGUGGCUAGGGCUGCAUAAACAGAAACAAAGUGAUUUAACUCCUAAGUGGCAGUGAAUUGAGCAGUGAAAUUGCAGGGGAAUGAUCUAUACACUAAAACUGCUUUAUUUAGCUAAAGUUUAGGUGACUUGUUCUGAAAGAUGCGCGAUCAGUACAUGUUUUAUGAUCUUUAAACUAAACUGGUUGUAUCAGCCAGCAACUGCCAUUUUUAUUUAGUCCAUCUACUCUACUGAAAAAGCCAGAGCUAGAGCUGUUUGUGGGUCCUAAGGACAGAUUUGUACCUAUAUAAUUUAUGAAGGUGGAAGAGUGGGGUAUCUGCAUGUCAGUGUUAUAUAAAUAUACUGUGCUCUGUCAUUGGGACACCUGUCAAUAAAUCCCAUCUCCCAUUGACUGAGCUCCAUUCGACAUCUGUACAAUUACAUGUAUACAAGCAACGUGACUAAUGUAUAAAAAAUAAAUACAUGAAACUAAACUCCAUGUUUUGCCAUUUUUAUGCAUAGAGCUUAUCCGUGAGAUUCCAGGACUAUCCUCUAUUCUGUUUAAGAGGUGUACUUUGUACUGGUGCUGAUUCUAGUGAAUAUCUCCAUAUAAACUGUAUGAUCAACACUGCUUUUAUUUUGUUUAAUGCUGUAGAAUAUAGAGUUUUUGGUACCCAAUGUACAUUCUAAGGGCCAUAUACCUAUACUUCUUGCGUAGGUUAUGUGCUAGGUCCACUUUCCCUGUCUCCUUCCACAUUGUUGCUUAUAUCUCCAUCAAUUAGGAAAAAAUCACCGUAGCCAUAAGUCUUCCCCUAUUGCCUGUGACAUUAAAGGAUGAAUUUUAUACUUAUUUUUGCAGAGUAUGUACAUUCAAGCCCCACCACCCUUGUCCUGCACUUUGAAAAAUCUCAGGUAGGGUUUUUGUGCAUAAGUCGACUGCAGCUCCAUCAAAUAUUGUACACAGUGCCAUUCACAAAAUUGGAUUACUUUCAAGGGUUCUAUUCACAUUGUUUAAAAGGAGUCUUGUUGUGAAUUAGUUUGUGAUGGGUCCAGUUUAUUAUUGAUUACUACAAAUAAACAAGCAACUGGGCUUCACUGUCACUUCAGAUGUUGAACAUUAUAACUCCCAUGAUCAGCCAGAGGAUAACAAGUUUUAGUGUGACGUGAUCUUCCUAUUCUUGAUUAGCAUUCAUUUAUAUGUCUCUUUUCUAUCCAGCAGGUGAAUGGAAGUUACUUUCAAUUAUUAUGACUAUUCUCACCAACACCAUU